Setaria italica (foxtail millet) is the source of this 1372-nucleotide messenger RNA. RefSeq names its product RING-H2 finger protein ATL39. The coding region runs from base 504 to 1097 and encodes 197 amino acids. Gene Ontology annotation, biological process: protein ubiquitination. The transcript has a single exon. The record is from RefSeq and is a predicted model, not a curated record. Lineage: Eukaryota; Viridiplantae; Streptophyta; Magnoliopsida; Poales; Poaceae.
GAACAAAAUAUAUAUAGUGGCCAGUGGCCUCCACUAGCCAGAUACGCUGGCCGGCAAGAUGCUUGCCGAUGCAUGCAUAGCAUCGUCACUCCGCCCGGGCCAGCCGUUCCGUUCUGAUCCUCUCUUGGCGAUUUUUCUUCCCUCCGGUCGCCCGUCCAGCUUCGCCAAGAGCCAGAGCCCCCAAAGCGGAGGCGAGCAUCCGGGCGUAUCGGCGGCCCGCGUGGCCAUGGGAACCGAAGAGCCGGUUAAUUUAGCAACCGCCGCCUCUCUGGUCUCUACUUGUGGCGUGGUUCCAGGAGUAUAAACAAACCCGCGCGGCCACGUCUCAUCCAUCGCCACUCCUCCUCGUAGCUCCUCCUGGAUCGAUCCAUAUCAUCUCCGAACUUUCCAUUCCGUUCUUUCUUUCUUGAACCUUCGAUUGAUCGCCGGAUCACUCGAUCUCCAAUUCUCCAUCCCCGUUCUUGUUCCUGCGCGCAUUGUAUACUGCCGGUGGACGGGACGGCAUGGAUCAGGGCGUGAGCCCCAGCCCUGCUAGCGCGCGCGCCGGCGCGGGCAUUCGCUGGGAGCCGCACGGGCGGAUGCUGACGGCGUGCCUGGUGGCGCUCAACGUCUUCCUCGUCCUCCUCGUCUACGUCUACUUCUGGCGCUUCUUCUCGCGCACCCGCGGCGGCGGGGGCGAGGACGGCGGCGACGUGGAGGCGGCGUCCUCCGCGGCCUCGUCGCCCAAGGCCGGGGACCGGCGGGAGGUGGAGUUCGCCAUCACCGCUCUCCCCGUCUUCGUCGUGCGCCGCACCUCGUCCGGUGCCGGCGGCGGCGCUGACACCAGCCCGGAGUGCGCGAUCUGCAUCGCUGAGUUCGCGGACGGCGAGGAGGGCCGGCUGCUGCCGCGGUGCGGGCACCGGUUCCACGCGCGCUGCGUCGACGCGUGGUUCCGGUUCCACACCACCUGCCCGCUCUGCCGCGCCACCGUCCUCGCGGACGCCGCCCCGGCGGCGCCAUCGGCGGAUCCGACGGCGCCGAGCCAGCCGUCGCGUCGUACGGAUACGGAUCGGCCGAGUACGAGUACGGACGCGGGGGAUGCGGAUUCUCCGGUGUGAGGAUCGACUAGUUUUUUUAGGCUUUGUCUGUGGAUUUGGAGGGAGGCUUGGCUGCUGAUGCAAGCGGCACGCACCUCGGUUCUUGUUUGUUGUUGGGUGGAUGUGGAUCGAUUGAGACAUCUUCGUUUCUUUAGCUUCUUCUUCCUUCCCCUUUCUGUUUUCCACUGCGUGUAUAAAGUAUACGUAUUUCGGCAGUGUGAUCUACUUAGAUAGCUGUAAAUGCCUUGAUGUACAAAUUGAACUAGCUUAGUCUUGGUUACGUAUAGUACUUUGUG